This is a messenger RNA of Conger conger (European conger), 666 nucleotides long. Its product is annotated as cytochrome c oxidase assembly factor 4 homolog, mitochondrial-like. Bases 79 to 336 code for a protein of 85 amino acids. NCBI's taxonomy places the organism in Eukaryota, Metazoa, Chordata, Actinopteri, Anguilliformes, Congridae. Gene Ontology annotation, cellular component: mitochondrial intermembrane space. The record is from RefSeq and is a predicted model, not a curated record. The transcript has a single exon. Gene Ontology annotation, biological process: mitochondrial respiratory chain complex IV assembly.
CUCCCCCCGUGGUGGAGGGCAUUCUCAGACUGUGAUGCACGAACUCAAAACUAGAAGCGAAAAGCGAAUCGAGUCGUAAUGGCGUCGUCGUCGUCGUCGUCCUCCUCGCCACACGACCGCAGCAGACCGAGCGAGGACGAGGAGGACCCGGUCGACCAGAUGAUCUCCAGGACGGGAUGCGCGGAGCUCCACUACGCUGUGCAGGAGUGCAUGGCGGAGCGCCAGGACUGGCGGAAGUGCCAGCCCCAGGUGCAGGCCUUUAAGGAGUGCAUGUUGACAUUCCAGAGCGCAAGGAAGGAGCAACUCGCCAAGCAGAAACCAGCACAGGUCAAUUAGUAGACCUGACUUCGUGUCUGAAACUACUUUUUCUUUCUUGUGACUUUGCUCAGUGGUGUGAAAGUUUUUGGCAUGCCAUAUACCAAUAGUUUUCAUAUGGCCUUUUCUUCUGCGUGGCGGCCUGUAGCGUAGUGGUUAAGGUAAAUGACUGGGACAUGUAAGGUCGCUGGUUCUAAUCCCGGUGUAGCCACAAUAAGAUCCGCACAGCCGUUGGGCCCUUGAGCAAGGCCCUUAACCCUACACUGCUCCAGGGGAGGAUUGUCUCCUGCUUAGUCUAAUCAACUGUACGUCACUCUGGAUAAGAGCGUCUGCCAAAUGCCAAUAAUGUAA